Molecule: messenger RNA, 546 nt
Organism: Cylicocyclus nassatus
Lineage: Eukaryota; Metazoa; Nematoda; Chromadorea; Rhabditida; Strongylidae
Source: the annotation of a GenBank genome assembly
AUGCAAGCACAGCCUGUGGCAGUAUCUCGUAGAGACACUGCGCAAAAAUCUCGGAAGCGUCCUCGAUCACAGCAAUCAGGAGAAAAAGAUUGCGUUCCGAGUACUUCCAUUUUAAACAAUUUCGAAGUCGUGGAAAACGUUCCGGGUGCAAAUUCUUCAUAUCUUUCUAGCGAUAUAUCUAUAGAGGAAAUGGCAGAUGAGGGCGAAUUAACAUCGCUUGAGCUAUUUGAGCAAGAGAGUACUAGCACAAUCCUCAACCAACGCAUAUUGAAAACCUCACAGAUUGAAGAAUCGAAUUCCACUAACAAUGAAAGCAACUUUGCGAGGACUCCAACGAUUGCGUCCACUGUGCUCUUGCAGGAUUUGACUUCGCAGGCCCCUCGUGCACUGGAAGUAAACUUGAAUGACGUAGAUGAGAAUAGUCUCAAUUUCACAACUCACCGAAGUUCAGUACGUAGAGGGCACCAAGAUUGCGAGGUUACACUACUUCCCAGUGAGAUCUCUUCGACUACAUGGGGAACUGUGAGCAGUCUACGAUUCAGAUGA